AUGAUGGCUUCUUCCUCAAGAAAAUAUCCGAACGGGCUAACGAUUGCUAUCAUUGUGAUCAUCUUUUCUCUCACGCUCUUUUCUUCCGUUUCAGAAGCUAAUUCAAUGGCAGUAAGAGAUGGAGAUCAUCAGCGGUUAGAAAAGCAGAUGAAGAUGGUCAUGGGUUCAAAGCCUCCUGCGUGUGUUAACAGGUGCGUGGGUUGCAUACCUUGCACGCCCACUCAGGUUGUUUCUCCACCUGAUAAGAAUAAUAAUCUCAAGGCAACAAAUACAAAUCAGGGAGAUGAGGGCUAUUAUCUCCUCUCAUGGAAAUGCAAAUGUAGGAACAAGUUGUUCGAACCUUGA
Messenger RNA from Prunus armeniaca (apricot), 345 nucleotides. Lineage: Eukaryota; Viridiplantae; Streptophyta; Magnoliopsida; Rosales; Rosaceae. The record is from the annotation of a GenBank genome assembly.